Colletotrichum destructivum is the source of this 803-nucleotide messenger RNA. RefSeq names its product Putative DNA-directed RNA polymerase Rpb11, 13-16kDa subunit, RNA polymerase, RBP11-like subunit. The coding region runs from base 202 to 576 and encodes 124 amino acids. Gene Ontology annotation, molecular function: DNA binding; protein dimerization activity. NCBI's taxonomy places the organism in Eukaryota, Fungi, Ascomycota, Sordariomycetes, Glomerellales, Glomerellaceae. Gene Ontology annotation, biological process: transcription by RNA polymerase II. The record is from RefSeq and is a predicted model, not a curated record. The transcript has 5 exons. Gene Ontology annotation, cellular component: RNA polymerase II, core complex.
AGCACUCUCAACCUGCCUAGUCCACUCAUCAAACAUCUCUCAUCCAUCCAUCAACGCCAUUCUGCAAAACAUUGCAAUACCAACUGAAAGGCUUAUAUUGAUCUUUAAGUGCAACAAUUUCUGCCUGCUGGCCCUUGUUUGCUUUCUCCUAAAACAUCAACAUUUGCUCAACUUUACUGUUCAGCAUUUUAUUUCGCCAAGAUGAACGCCCCCGACCGCUUCGAGCUCUUCCUCCUCGGUGAUGGCGAGAAGAAGAUUGAGGAGAAGGUCUUCUCUGGCAUGUCCAACACUUCCGACUUCAUCAUCAAGAAGGAGGACCAUACGCUCGGCAACCUCCUGUCCGAGCACCUGAAGGCGCACAAGAACGUCCUCAUGGCCGGCUACAAGAUCGCUCAUCCUAAUGUUCCCGAGAUGUUCAUCCGCGUCCAGACGGAUGGCUCGAUCACCGCCAAGGAGGCCCUCGUCCAGGUCAUCAAGAAGCUGAUGCAGGACCUGUCCCACCUGAGCCGCGAGUUCACUCGCGAGUUCGAGCUUCGCCGCAUGGUCGAGGCAGGCCGCUCCAAUCAGCAGGGUUAAUGAAUCGGGGCGCGUUGUCGGGCUUUGGCUUAGUUUACGACUCGCUGUAUAUUCUUUCUUUCUUGGCGUUUGAGGCGGACAUGGAAGUCACUGAGAAAUAAUGGUCUGAUACCAAAAGUUGGUACGGGGGGGGAAUCGUCACACUUGGUUUUCGCGUUCCUUAAUUCCUUCCCUUGGCCCUUUGGGCGACGGAAAAGGUUCCUAAUUGAGAAGAGGCUGAUCAUUGC